UGUCUUCACACAUAUCAAGUCUAAUUAAUUCAGGGUAAUAUGUAGAAAUAGACUGGACCUGAUUAAUAAUAAGCAGUGAUAAAUGUAGGCUAAUAGCACUAGUCUAUAUUUGUCUAAAAAUCAAUCAAACAAAUUUUUUUUUACCAAAUGUGAGACCUAGAAAAGUGAUAGAGAGCCUUUAAAUGUGUUUCUUGGAAGCGCUAAAGUCAUUCCUGUACCCUGAGCUCUGUUAAUACGGUUCAGUAAAGCGGUAUGCCAUACAACAUUUUUUUAUUUUUAUUUGUGGCAGCAAUUCAACAAUUCCUAAUUUGAGGCAAUUUCCAAGAACUUGCUUCCAAGCUUGACUUCUCAAAGGUGUUUUCCACCCCGCCUCUAAUUUCGUCAAAAACAAAUUUGGUGUGAGGUGUCCAUGGAGCAGCCAAUCAGAUUAGAGAGGGUGUAGCCAAAGAGGUAUAAAUACUCCAGGUGAUACAGGUAGCAGGUUAUGGUGCACCUGACCAACCCACCUGAUCUGGAUAUACAGUGGGACCAGGAAGACUGCAUUACUCAAACAGCUCGUUUUCCUCUCUGACCUGAAAAACCGAAGGCAACGGACAGAAAUAGGGUGAGCAUGACGUCGUUUGUGCCACAAGCCCUGUCCCCCCAAUUCCACACCAUGGGCCAGGAACCACAAGAGUACAGCCUGUACAACGACAACUUCUACAGCCCUCCGCCUCUGCCGAGCCCACAGCAGACAUUGCCCUCUGCCAGUGACAUGGUGGACUAUGUCACCCCGCCCACCAACCCUUACCUGUGGUUCAGUAGCCCUGGGCUGAACGCUGCGGCCAACCUCGCAGGAGGGCCGCAGCCCUACGGGAUGCAGAGACCCUAUCUUGGUGCUGGAGGAAUGGGGGGCGCAGAAGGGGGUUUUGGCUGGUUUUCUUUGCCUUCUCAAGAAGACCUGAUGAAACUUGUCAGACCACCAUAUUCUUACUCGGCUCUGAUCGCCAUGGCAAUAAACGGCGCCCCAAAUCGCAGGCUCACGCUCAGUCAGAUCUAUCAGUACGUAGCUGACAACUUCCCUUUCUACAACAAGAGCAAAGCCGGCUGGCAGAACUCCAUCCGUCACAAUCUUUCACUCAACGAUUGUUUCAUGAAGGUGCCAAGAGAUGAUGAUGACCCAGGAAAAGGCAACUACUGGACUCUGGACCCAAACUGCGAGAAAAUGUUCGACAACGGUAACUUCCGUCGCAAGAGAAAGAGAAAAUCCGAUUCCCUGCCUGAAGAAGAGGGAAAAGGCUACACGGAAACAGACUCUACUGCGUCCAGCCCAAAAGACCUGAACAACACCAGUCACGAAUCCGAGAGAGCGCCGUCUCCGGUUUCAGCAGCCGCAGCCCCCUGCCUUAAUGGCUUCUUGUCUCAGAUGAAUGAGAUGGUCUCAGGUUCAAGCAGCAUGCGAGAGGGUGCUCUGCUCCCCUCUAUGCCACUGGGUGUGUCUUUGGACGCUCAAAGGGUCUCUCCGGCCGGGGGUUUCAGCUCCUACUCGCCGAGUGCUACGGUACCACAGUGGGAGGCGCAGAUUCCUCCCCCGCCUCAAACGAGCAUCUCUUCCUCGCCCUCUCACUACACAGGCAGCUACAGUGACUCAAUCCUUAGCCAGUUCAGCAGCAAUCUCUACCCAGGCCUGGACUCUGCUGGCAUGGUGUAUCCACGGGAAGGCACCGACGUGUAGAGUAGAAGAGAGGUCAGAAGUGUGUUUUCCACCCUGGCACUUGACAAGGCAGUUGGCUGAAACAGUUACCUAAUUUCCCACAGUGUUGUCUGAGUCAGCAGAUCCAGCACUAAUAGACCAGCUCUCCCCUUCCCCCUAUUGACCCUGGCUGUGUGAAUGCUCGCACACUCAACUCUCAUCUCCAACUGCAUCUCGUUUCAGAAGACGACUAAGUAUUUUUAAUGUGCUGACGAUUUUGUUUUUUUCUUUUUGUAAAAUACUUCCAGCGUAUGAACCGUUUUGUUGUAGUACAUUCAACUGCACUGACUCUAAUGUAUUUGUGUCCUUUUUUUAUAUUUUGUUAUUGUGAUAUAUAGUUAUGUGUGUAUAUGAUUCUGUGCAGAAAUAAAUAACAAAAUGAAA
Messenger RNA from Hemibagrus wyckioides, 2116 nucleotides. It is a transcript of the gene foxi3a, whose product is annotated as forkhead box I3a. Gene Ontology annotation, molecular function: DNA-binding transcription factor activity, RNA polymerase II-specific; RNA polymerase II cis-regulatory region sequence-specific DNA binding. NCBI's taxonomy places the organism in Eukaryota, Metazoa, Chordata, Actinopteri, Siluriformes, Bagridae. The transcript is spliced from 2 exons. Gene Ontology annotation, biological process: anatomical structure morphogenesis; cell differentiation; regulation of transcription by RNA polymerase II. The record is from RefSeq and is a predicted model, not a curated record. Bases 611 to 1714 code for a protein of 367 amino acids.